AUGUUCAACGCCUUCUUUGACUUCGAAACAUUAAAUGGUUUAGAAUCUUGUCUUCAAUUCUGGGAUCAUGCUACAUACAUUUUCAAACCAAAAAAGAUCAUUGUCGAGUUCCACAAUGAUCAACUUGCUUCUGAACAAAUCAGGAAGUAUUUAGCAAUAUCACUCCAGAAAGAAUAUCAUCAGAUUUCUAUCAGAAGAGGGACUGUGGAUUCAGAAUACUUGGACUAUCUGAUGGAAAAUGUGAACUUGAAUUCAAAAUUGUUGAUUGGAAAAAAGAAUUGGAGGAGGAGGAAAAAGCAUCUACGGACCACUUUAAUUGGCAAAGUACAACGGAAUGGAUGUGGCGGUUCGAGCAUAUCUGGAGUCGUCAUCAAAGUAUGCCAAAAGAGAAAUCGAGAACCUUCGGGACGUCGGCCGCCAUCAAAACAUCAUCCACUCGGCGUAUUCAGAAGUUCAGGGCACGCGAUUUUGUGUUGUCCUCGAGCUGUUCGAGGCCAACCUGUUCGACUUUAUCCGGACGCCGGAUCUCCAGGAAAAAAUCGAGAUCAAAGUGGGAGAAGUUCUGGAUGGGGUGUCACAAGGCUUGGCAGAGCUUCACCACUGCCAAAUCACGCUCAACAACAUGAGCCCGAGCAAUAUUUUGCUUUCGAGAGGUCGGAAUCGGAAUGUGAAGCUCAGGAUUGGAAAGAGUACAAAAAGACAACAUGGGAUGUCAGACCAUGGGAUGUGGAAGUGGCUCAGAAGGAAUCAUGCCACUUCCUAGCCGAGCAUCUCGUCGCACGAUUGACGGAUCCAGACGUUGCCAAGAUUCCAGCCAAAUUUAUAAAUCGUCACCCAUACUUUUGGAGCGACGAUUUGAAGCUGGACUACAUCCAAGCCGUCUCGGAGAAGUUCAAAAGUCUGAAACUCGCCAAUGUUCCAGAACGUGUUCUCAUCGAAAUGGAUUCGAACGACGUGAUUGGACGUAGCUUCAAGACAAAACUGUGCACAGUCAUUGCUUCAGUAGUUUCCAAGUACAACGGAUGGGAAGUCUAUGAUGUCCUGAGGCGCAUACGGAACUUCAAGGCGCACUACUACGAAGCCUCGACAGCAGUCAGUCAGGUUUUCUCUCCAGAGCCGAUCAAGAUUCUGGAGCACUUUUCAAAGCUACUCACAAUCAGCAUCUAG
Molecule: messenger RNA, 1167 nt
Organism: Caenorhabditis briggsae
Lineage: Eukaryota; Metazoa; Nematoda; Chromadorea; Rhabditida; Rhabditidae
Exons: 4
Coding region: 1-1167 (388 amino acids)
Biological process (GO): intrinsic apoptotic signaling pathway in response to endoplasmic reticulum stress; IRE1-mediated unfolded protein response; mRNA processing
Cellular component (GO): IRE1-TRAF2-ASK1 complex
Molecular function (GO): RNA endonuclease activity; protein serine/threonine kinase activity
Source: RefSeq, a predicted model, not a curated record